Molecule: messenger RNA, 1431 nt
Organism: Zophobas morio
Lineage: Eukaryota; Metazoa; Arthropoda; Insecta; Coleoptera; Tenebrionidae
Product: RCC1-like G exchanging factor-like protein
Exons: 2
Coding region: 71-1408 (445 amino acids)
Biological process (GO): positive regulation of mitochondrial translation
Cellular component (GO): mitochondrial inner membrane
Molecular function (GO): rRNA binding; guanyl-nucleotide exchange factor activity
Source: RefSeq, a predicted model, not a curated record
AGCGUGGUGACAGCCGUCGUUUGUCAAAAUUCUAACCAAAAAUCGAGGUUAUGUUUUCAGUUUCAAAAACAUGUUAAAUAACACAAAACGCGUUUCGUACUGCAUUCUUUCGUUUAAUAAACGUUUCAUGUCAGUGAAACGCAAAUACCCCAUAAAUCCCGACGACGCCAAAACUCUACCAGUGUUCGAAUAUGGGGUUAGUAAAGACUCGUACAGGAGAGUCUUCGUGUGGGGGAACCUCCAAACGGGGGCUUUAGGUGUCCCAUAUUUGAAAAAAAACCGUAACACGUUACAACGGGAAUGUUUAGGUGCCCCCAAACGCUUAGGGUUUGCUGAAAAAUUUCCAGUUAAGACUGCGGCCUGCGGUUUCGGGUUUACCGCCUUUGCUGUGGACACCGACUCCGGGCACAAAUUAUAUGGAACCGGACUCAACACCGACUCGCAAAUUGGCCGCCACGAAAUCCGAAGCGGACACCCUUUAGAAAUUAUUUAUUUCCCUCAACCUAUCCACCUACCGCUGAAAAACCCAAAAACUAAAAUAAAAAAAAUAUCAGCGGGGCGAGCGCACCUUGCGGUUUUAACCGACGAAGGUUUAUUUCUUCUAGGAAACAACUCAUACGGACAAUGUGGCCGAAAAAUAAUUCAAGAUGAAAAUUACUUCAUGAGUAAUUAUAUCAACCACGUGCGCCACAUUGACGGUCAAACUAUCAAAGACAUAGAGUGUGGACAAGACCACACUUUAGCUAUCACCGAAAAUGGGGCUGUGUUUUCAUGUGGAUGGGGGGCUGACGGUCAAACGGGCCUAGGAACUUUCAACAACGUCAGUGUUUUUAGUCGCGUGAAAGGCGACAUUGAAUCAGAACACAUCAUAAAAGUGGCCUCUAGGUCCGAUUUCGUGUUGGCGCUAAACAACAAAGGUGAGGUGUUUGGUUGGGGGAACGCAGAAUAUGAUCAGAUUCGCAAUCAGCGUAAUGAGCAACAAAUUUGUCAUCCAACGCACCUUAAACAUUUGGGUGUUGGAAAAGUCCAGGAUGUGGGGGCUGGGGGGUCUUUUUGUGUGGUGGUUAAUGACAAGGGGGAGGUGUUUACGUGGGGGUUUGGUAUCUUAGGGGCGGGGCCGAAGGUUGAACAGUCUUUUAAGCCAAUCAAACUAGCGGAAAGUUUGUUUGGGAGGAACGAUUUUCAGCCUGAUAGUAGGGUGGUGAAAGUGGUUUGUGGGUUGAGUUAUGCGGUGGCGGUUACUAGUUUGGGGGAUAUUUAUGCGUGGGGGAGGAAUUUGAGGAGUUGUCUUGGACUGGGGAGUGAAAAGGAUCAGUAUUUUCCGUUUAAGGUGUCUUUGGGGGGUUAUGUCGAGAGGGUGUUUUGUGGGUAUGAUCACACUGUAGCUAUUUGUAAGCCGUUUAUUUAAGUCAUAAUAUAUAUUUAAAAAUA